Molecule: messenger RNA, 1031 nt
Organism: Asparagus officinalis (garden asparagus)
Lineage: Eukaryota; Viridiplantae; Streptophyta; Magnoliopsida; Asparagales; Asparagaceae
Product: zinc finger CCCH domain-containing protein 12-like
Exons: 3
Coding region: 197-994 (265 amino acids)
Molecular function (GO): metal ion binding; mRNA binding
Source: RefSeq, a predicted model, not a curated record
GUUUAAGUGGGGUUUAAAGAAUUUGAACCGCCUUCUUCUUUUAGCUAAAAAUUUCUCUUCCCCGUUCUUUUCUAGGGUUUCUCAUUUGGUGUUACUUGUUAGGGUCUCUUCGUUUCAAUUCCGAGUCAAUUUCGGCCAAGUGAUUUCUACAAUCAAAAUCUGAUCUUGUCACCUGGGUCUUCUUCAAAAAUCUUCAAUGGACGCUCAAAUCCGAUCCCAGCGAAGCGAAGACGCAAUCGUCAUCCCAACCCAACGGGAAUUCAAACAACCCAUUUCGAAGAAACCGAGAAACUCAGAAACCCCCCCUUCAGAUCGUCCCAAAAGACCCAACUGUUUGUUCUUCAAGACCCGUCUCUGUUUGAGAUUUACAUCCGGCAACUGCGCAAAUGGCCUUAAUUGCACCUUUGCUCAUGGGUCUCAGGAACUCCGUGCACCUCUCCCGAGUUGGCAAGAAUUUGUUCCUGAAGGUGGUAGCAUGAAUCAAGAACAACUGGUUCUUAAGAACAGGAUAUGCAAGAUGUUUUAUCGAGGGGAUGUUUGUACUUACGGGGAGAAGUGCACUUUUGCGCAUGUAGAGCCUGGAAUGCUUGGAGAUAAUGUGAAUUCGAGCAAGAGGGAUUCUUCGGCUUUGGAGCCGGGGAAGGAUUUAGAGGGCAUAGUUGUUCUUGGGUCGGGGAGCGGGAGCGUGCGGAAACAGACAUUUUGGAAGACGAGGAUGUGCAACAAGUGGGAGGUUUUGGGAUAUUGCCCUUUUGGUGAGGGGUGCCACUUUGCUCAUGGGCUUGCAGAGCUGAUGGACUUCAAAAACCAAAAGGAGUUGGAUAAUCCAAAUACCACUGCAGCGACUCUGAAACCCCCUCUUCAUCAAGCUAAGCUUGUGUCAUCAAGCACAACAUCGAGUGUCAAGCAUCAGAGUCGGGGUUUCUUGAAGUGGAAAGGGCUUGAGAAGAUAAGCCGCAUCUAUGGAGACUGGAUCGACGACAUCCCAUUUUGAUUCUGCAACUCACCAUCCAAGGCUGUUCAUCAGAGUU